Messenger RNA from Gorilla gorilla gorilla (western lowland gorilla), 928 nucleotides. RefSeq lists its product as uncharacterized. Lineage: Eukaryota; Metazoa; Chordata; Mammalia; Primates; Hominidae. The record is from RefSeq and is a predicted model, not a curated record. The coding region runs from base 112 to 753 and encodes 213 amino acids. The transcript has a single exon.
CCCAACUCCUGCCUCUGGCACCCUUUCCAGAGGCGUGAGCCCCUGCCUCACACUGGCCUCUCUCACGCUGAGAGAAGUCCUCCCUCACGCUGGCCUGUUGAGGCCCAGCUCAUGCCUCUGUUGGCCUCUCCAGGCCCAGCCCCUGCCUGUUGGCGGCCUUUAGAGGCCCAGCCUCUACCUCAACAGUGGGCCCUCCACGCCCACCUCUCGCCUCGCCGUGGCCUCCUCGGGCCAGGCUCCCGCGUUGGGGCGGCCCCCACAGGCCCAGCUCCUGCCUCACGGAGGCCCUCCGGAGGCCAAGCUCAUGCGUCAGGGCGGCCUCUCCCAGCCUGGCGUUUGCUCCUUUGCAUGGGCUCCAGGAUCUGCACUUCCUCCAGUCGGCCUCUCCAGGCCCAGCAGGCCCAGCAGGCUCUCCAGGCCCAGCUCUUCCUCCCGGCAGCCUCUGCAGGACCAGACUGUCGUCAAGUAGGCCUGUCCAGGGACAGCUCCUGCCUCCCGGCGGCCUCUGCAGGCCCAGACUGUCGUCAAGUAGGCCUGUCCAGGGACAGCUCCUGCCUCCCGUCGGCCUCUGUAGGCCCAAGUCGUCCUCAAGUCGGCCUCCCCAGGCCCAGCUCUGGCCUCUCGGCGGCCUCUUCAAGUGCAAAAGUUCCUCGAGUCCGUCUCUCCAGGCCCAGCUCCUCCUGUCGCCCAGUGGCCUCUUUCAGCCCAGCCCAGCUCAUGCCUCCCGGCGGCCUUCCCAGGCCCCGCUUUUGACUUUCCGUGUCCUCUGCAGGCCCCGAACUUGACCUCCAGUCGGCCUCUCCAGGCCCAGCCUCUGCCUGUUGGCAGCCACUAGAGGCCCAGCCUCUACCUCAACAGUGUGCCCUCCAGGCCCACCUCUUGCCUCGCCGUGGCCUCCUCCGGCCAGGCUCCCACCUCGGGGCGGCCU